AUGGCGCCUCCGAUCCCCUUCCAAGACCGGCCAGGAGCGUUCCUCACCCGCUUCAACCAAACUUUCGAAAACGAAGACCUCAUCGUCGAAGCCCUCCGCCUGGCCGGGUGCUUUGGAAGUGCUGGCAACAAGGAGCUCGCCCUCAUCGGGGAUACGAUCCUGAGGCUCUUUCUUCAGGUUGAGGGUCGUGCGCGAGGCAUGAACCGAGGUUCGAUCGACGCCAUGGUCCAGAGACAGGCACGCAACGACAACCUUACCGACCGCGGAUUCGAGCUAGGCAUCGACAGGUACAUCCAGAACAAUCCCUCCCAGGGAACCAUCUCGCGAGGAGUCAUGGCGACCACAGUCGAAGCGAUAAUUGGUGCGGUCUACCUCGACAAGAACGGCGAACUCGCUGCCGUUGGACAGAUUAUCGCUGCGUUCGGUCUUGGCUGGCCUGAAUGA
Aspergillus calidoustus is the source of this 444-nucleotide messenger RNA. The record is from the annotation of a GenBank genome assembly. Lineage: Eukaryota; Fungi; Ascomycota; Eurotiomycetes; Eurotiales; Aspergillaceae.